Molecule: messenger RNA, 2748 nt
Organism: Aspergillus homomorphus CBS 101889
Lineage: Eukaryota; Fungi; Ascomycota; Eurotiomycetes; Eurotiales; Aspergillaceae
Product: putative quinate pathway repressor protein QutR
Exons: 2
Coding region: 1-2748 (915 amino acids)
Biological process (GO): chorismate biosynthetic process
Molecular function (GO): shikimate 3-dehydrogenase (NADP+) activity; 3-dehydroquinate dehydratase activity; 3-phosphoshikimate 1-carboxyvinyltransferase activity
Source: RefSeq, a predicted model, not a curated record
AUGUCUGUUGUCGUGAAACCACUCAAGCGCAAACGGGAUGACCUCGAAGGGCCCCUCGCACAGAACCAUCGACGCUUGUCGCAGAGCCCUUAUGUCUCGAGCGGCUCUCAAUCGGUAGAGCCUGCGUACGGAGAGGAGCCCCCCCGAAGCCGAAUCCACAGCCUCUCCGGAGAGAAUCCGGAGGCAUCACACUGGUUUGCCCCCUCGUUGCGGGGAGUAACAUCCAGCCGCGGAUCCCCGACAGCCUUCGAAGGCACCUUCCCCGUCCCGCGCAAAUUCGCGCGAAAUUCUUCCAUCGUGCUGAUCGGCAUCCGAGGAACCGGCAAAUCCAGUCUGGCAGUGAUCCUGGCGGCCACCUCGGGGCGGAGGUUAAUCGAUGCGGACCGUUACUUCCAGCAGAUCACCGGGCGGUCGCGGGCAGCAUACAAGAAGGAAUUCAAUCUGGUCGAGUAUCGGCAGCAGGAAGCCCGGGUGAUGGAGUCGAUGCUGGCAGAACAUCAAGAAGGCUGUGUGAUCGCCUGCGGGCCCGGCUCCAUGGAACGUAGCGGGCAGAUGCUGCUCCGCGAGUACGCCCGCACGCACCCGGUCAUUUACCUCAUUCGCGACGCGGAGAGCAUCCAGUCCUAUCUGAAGGCGUGGAAUAUCGACAAGGUUCGCCGGUUCCUGGAGCUGUCGGGCCCCAUCUACCGGGCGUGUUCCAACCUGGAGUUCUUCAACGUGUCGGAGAAAGGCAUGACGGAUCAUGCGGCUGCCAAGGAUGGUAACCACGCUCAAUUAGAACUGGAGCUGGAUCAGCGGUUCCAGGCGAUCACGCCCUUUUUGACUCUGAAGCGGUUGCAGCUCGACUUCCUCCGGUUCAUUGCGUUCGCCACGGGAGAUGCGACCGAUCUGAGUAGUCAUAACGCGUCGUUCCCGCUGUCAACGCAGCCGAUUGAGUCCCGCGCUUUCACUUAUGCUGUGACGGUGCCGAUCUCUUCUUUGUUAGAGCGUGAUCUAGAUAUUGAAGAUCUGGAGUCCACGUCUGAUGCGUUCGAAUUGAAGAUCGAUAUCACUGAGCCGCCAUCGUCUCGUUUGGCCGUUGACUCUGGUAUUGCUGACAAAAUUAGCCAUGCGGUUGCCAAUAUCCGACGAAAUACGGUGGUCCCACUCAUCUACCACGUGGAAAGCAACGUAGGCUCCGGUAGCCAUGUUGGGGAGCACACGGAUCGUUCGCGACGCUCCAACAAUGAAUACUUGAAUCUUCUUCAGCAUGGUCUCCGCUUGGCUCCGGAAUUUGUGACAGUCGACUUGUCAUAUGGGGACGAUAUCUUGUCACAGAUCAUCGCUUCAAAAGGAUCAAGCCGCGUGAUAGGCCAUUUCGCUGCCGUCCAUGCUCCGCCGAAGGGAUGGGAUGACCCGUCAUACAUGAACCUCUAUGAACGUGCUAGACGGCUGGGCUGUGAUCUAGUGCGAUUAAGCCAGCCUGCGAACUCCAUAGACGAUAAUUUUGCCGUCCAACGGUUUCGCGAUUCUUUCAAAACUCUUCCAGCACCUCAGCUCCCCCUCAUAGCAUACAACUCGGGUCUUCUAGGCCGGUUAUCAUGUUGUUUCAACCCGAUAUUGACACCUGUCACCCACCACUCUCUCCUUUCCGAAACUCAAUUGAAAGGACUUCCCUGCAUCACGUUGCGUGAAGCGCAAGAAGCUCUCUACUCCUCUUUCACUUUGGACCCUUUGCAGUUCUUUCUCUUUGGUGGCAACGUCACCUACAGUCUGUCUCCCAUCAUGCACAACGCGGCAUACAACCUUUGUGGCAUGCCCCAUGUGUACAGAACUCACCAGUCAUCUACCUUACGCGGACUGAAUGAUCUGGUGUCUAAUCCUUAUUUUGGCGGUACGAGUGUCAGCUUGCCGUACAAGACCGAAGUAAUUACCCUCCUUCACUCGAUGUCUCCCCAUGCUCGUGCCAUUGGGGCGGUGAACACGUUAGUCCCCAUCCGAGAAAUGGAUGAAAAGGCGAUAGACUCGGCCAAUUCCCCCUUACACAUGGGUAAGAGCCGCGCAGGUCCCGUCAAGGCUUUACACGGCGACAACACCGACUGGAUCGGAAUCGGCAAUUGCUUCCGACGAGGACUGUCCCCCGCCAAUGCCAUCCGACCCUUGUCUACGGGCUUGGUUAUUGGCGCAGGUGGCAUGGCCCGCGCGGCUGUGUACGCUAUGAUCCAUCUGGGUGUGCAGAAUAUCUUUGUGUUCAACCGCACCGUGGCCAAUGCGGAGAAACUCGCUCGACACUACAACCAGCAGAAUCUUCAGUCCCCCGGCCGCGAAGGGUCCUCAAGCCGUCCUCACGUUCAAGUCCUGCAUUCCCCACAUGACAGCUGGCCUGUCAACUUCAAGCAGCCGACUGUCAUUUGCUCCUGCAUUCCUACGCACAGUAUCGGAGGCGAACCGGCGCCCAACACUGAAAUACCCUCGCAGUGGCUAGAGAGCCCAACGGGUGGUGUAGUCGUCGAGUUGGCCUACAAAUCUCUCAAUACCCCUCUGAUCAAACAAAUCCGCGCUCUCUCCCACCGCGGCUGGGUGGCGUUGGAUGGGUUGGACGUCCUUCCUGAGCAAGGAUUUGCUCAGUUCGAGUUGUUCACUGGCCGCCGCGCGCCCCGGCGGAUGAUGCGGACUGUGGUCUUGAAGGAGUAUAAGGAAGAGGAAGGGCAGCACGACCAGCAAGCCAUCCAGAGCAGGCUUGAGAAUCUGAAUGGGCAACCUACGUGA